Messenger RNA from Olea europaea var. sylvestris, 2223 nucleotides. Its product is annotated as zinc finger MYM-type protein 1-like. Gene Ontology annotation, molecular function: protein dimerization activity. Lineage: Eukaryota; Viridiplantae; Streptophyta; Magnoliopsida; Lamiales; Oleaceae. The record is from RefSeq and is a predicted model, not a curated record. Bases 1 to 2223 code for a protein of 740 amino acids. The transcript has 2 exons.
AUGGAUAAAUACUUUAAUGGCAAGAAAAGAAAAGAGAAAGAAGAAACAUCAGAAAAUUUAACGAUUGAAGAGCAACAAAAUCAGAAUGAUAUUGAUAAUGAUCAUGUGGAUGAACAGAAAGAGAACAAGGAAAUUAUUGAACCUGAAAAUAUGGAUGAGUCAAAACAGAAUGAUGAAAAUCAUGUUCAACAUGAAGAUUUAAAUCAAGAGAAUUGCUUCUCUUUGAAUUUUAAUGAUCCUGGAAAUUGGAAGGACAUUCACAUUGAUCAAAAGAUAAGAAACUUUUUAGUUGAAGUGGGUCCAAAAAGAGUUGAUGACAUCUUCUUUCCCAGAGAUAAUAAAGGUAGACAUUUUGAAUCAUCACAAUAUAAGCGAUUAAUGGCAAAUGGGCAGACAACUGAUAGAAGAUGGUUAGUGUAUUCAAUUUCUUUGGAUAAGAUCUUCUGUUUUUGCUGCAAGUUAUUUAAGACAGAAAAAAUGGACAAAAAUAUUGGCCAAUUGGGUAAUGACGGAUACAAUGAUUGGCAUAAUAUGCAUCGGCGUCUUACACAUCACGAAGUGUCUAAGGAGCAUAUAGGUUGCAUGAUUAGUUGGAUGGAAUUGGAAAAUAGGCUUCAAACAAAACAUACAAUUGAUGAAAGCAUACAAUUGUCCAUCAACAAAGAAAGAGAGCAUUGGAGACAAGUGUUAACGAGAAUAAUUGCUAUUGUGAAAAGACUCGCUAAAAAUACUUUGGCAUUUCGUGGAGAUUGUGAGCAACUUUAUGUUGAGGACAACGGACUUUUUUUGCAAAUGAUAGAAAUGGUUGCCGAGUUCGAUCCAAUAAUGGAAGAACACAUUCGACGUGCCCAAGCACGCGAGAUUCAGUAUACAUAUCUGGGCCCUAAGAUUCAAAAUGAAUUGAUACAAAUGUUAGCAGGCGAGGUGAGAAGUGCAAUUGUCACAAAAGUGAAACAUGCAAAAUAUUUUUCCGUCAUACUUGAUUGUACUCCAGAUGCGAGUAACGAAGAACAAAUGUCUCUAGUAAUACGAUGCGUGGAUGAUUCGAUAGACUCGCCGAUGGUACAAGAAUAUUGGAUUGAAUUUUUGAAGGUGGAUGAUGCAUCAGGAUUUGGACUUUUCAUCGAGCUUAAAAAUGUGUUAAAGAAUCUUGAGCUUGAUAUUGAUAAUAUAAGAGGUCAAGGGUAUGACAAUGGAGCUAACAUGAGCGGAAGACAUAGAGGUGUACAAAAAAGGUUACUUGAAAUUAAUCCUAGAGCUUUCUAUACUCCAUGUGGUUGCUAUAGCCUUAAUCUAGCAUUAUAUAAGGUUCAAGGUCUGACACUUAAGCCAUUGUCACAGACACGCUGGGAAAGUCAUGUGGAAAGCGUCCAGCCUAUAAAAGAACAAUCUGUACAAAUAAGAGACACUUUACUUGACUUGGCAAACAUUGUUGAAGAUCCUAAAACAAAAAGUGAAGCUGAGUCCUUCGCAAUAUAUGAACUUGAAAAUUUUGAGUUUUUACUUGGCAUAGUAAUUUGGUAUAAGUUGUUGCAUGCAAUCAAUACUGUGAAUAAAUUUUUUCAAGCCGAAAACAUGGAUAUUAAUGAAGCCAUCAAACUUUUACAAGCACUUAUUUCAUUUCUCGAAGAUUAUAGAGAAUCUGGGUUUGCCAGUGCUAUGGAUGAAGCUAAACAAAUGGCAAGUGAAAUGGGAAUUGAAGCUGUAUUUCAAAAGAGACGUAGCAUUCGAAGAAAGAAACAAUUCGAUGAAAGUGGCACUGAAGAGGUAACAUACUCGGCUGAAGAUUCUUUUAGAGUUGAGUAUUUUCUCUUUAUAAUUGAUCAAGCUCGAUCAUCACUUCAAACUCGUUUUGAACAAUUUACACAUUAUGAAGAGAUAUUUGGAUUUUUGUUUAACAUGGAUAGAUUAAAGAGUAUGCCAGUUGACAGUGUGCUAAAAUCUUGUAUGAAUCUUGAGCAGUAUUUAGAACAUAAUGGACAUUCAGACAUUUUAGUUGAUGAUUUAUGUUCGGAGUUGAUCGUCUCGAGGUGCUAUUUAACUAGCGAAACAAAAAGAGCAAUUGAUGUGCUACAUUACUUGAAGAAAAUGAAUGGUUGUUUUCCGAAUGCUUGCAUUGCUUACAAGAUUUUGCUCACCAUCCCGGUUACAGUUGCAUCAGCAGAAAGAAGUUUUUCCAAGUUGAAAUUGAUCAAGACUUAUAUCCGAUCAACUAUGUCAUAG